This is a messenger RNA of Podarcis lilfordi (Lilford's wall lizard), 11319 nucleotides long. The record is from the annotation of a GenBank genome assembly. Lineage: Eukaryota; Metazoa; Chordata; Lepidosauria; Squamata; Lacertidae.
AUGCCAUACUUAGGCUCAGAGGAUACAGUGAAGGAGCUGAAGAGAGCACUGUCUAACCCUCAUGUGCAAACUGACCGUCUCCGCUACAGGAAUGUUAUCCAGCGAGUGAUCAGGUCUGUGGCCUGGACUGCUACUUGGGCAUUGUAGUUGGGGCUCCCAAAAUGCUGGGUGCUCAGAUGUGUAUGAACUGAGUAUCUUGUGACCCUAGUAAGGCUGUUGUUGUUGCCUUAUUGGUUAGUAGGUUCAUGCUGACAUACAAUAAAGCCAAUUAAAACAACCAAAUGCAGACUACUAAUUAAACGGAAAUGGAAAUGAAAGAAUUGGUAGUAUUAAGCAGUGUUUUAAAUUAUUCAAAUAAAUAAAAAAUGCAGCCCCGGCACAGAAAUUAACCUCACCCAUUGCUUGGAAAUGAAACAGAAACCUGAUCAGAGGGUGAAGACCUUGUACAAGGUAGCACAAUUGCCUUUCUCUGUUUGUCUUCUAGUUCCCUCUUCUUAUCACUCUGUCAAGGACUAAGUUAUAUUGUCCAUGCUCUAAAAAACAAAUAAAAAUUCUGCACGUAUGUGCCUCAAAGUUCAUAUGAAAUAUCACUGAACACAAUGAUGAUGAUGAUAAUUUAUUUAUUGAAUUUAUAUACUGCACUAUACUCAGAGGUCUCAGGGCGGUUCACAGAAUAAAAUCUAAAUAUAAAAUCACAAAAUACAUAAUCAAAAUAAAAACAACAACCCAGUAACCUCCCAAUAACCCCACAUUUUAAAAGGGCAUAGGAUGUCAAUCAAAUCAACCAAAGGCCUGGUUAAAAAGGAAUGUUUUUGCCUGGCACCUAAAAGUGUAUAACGAAGGCGGCAGGCAAACUUCCCUGGGGAGAGCAUUCCACAAAUGGGGAGCCGCUGCAGAGAAGGCCCGUUCUGGUGUUGCCACUCUCCUGACCUCUCGAGGAGGCACACGAAGAAGGGCCUCAGAAGAUUAUCUCAGGAUCUGGGUAGGGUCAUAUGGGAAGAGGUGGUCCUUGAGGUAUUGCAGUUCUGAGCUGUUUAAGGCUUUAUAGGUCAAAACCAGCAGUUUGAAUUGGCCCCAGAAACUAAUUGGUAGGCAGUGCGAUUGGACCAGGAUUGGUGUAAUAUGCUCAAACUGUCUUUCUCCGGUGAGUAACCUGGCCACUGAAUUCUGCACUAGCUGAAGUUUACGAACUUUCAGAGGCAGCCCUACAUAUAACGCAUUGCAGUUAUCUAACCUUGAGGUUACUAUACAUUAUAUUUGCAUAUACUUCUUAUUUUGCAUAAUUCUACUUCUCCUGUUCUUAAAAAGAGACUGAGAUAUGCACAGCCCUGAAACUCACCCCAACUACUGGAGAUUCUGUUUGGGUCCCUUUCUGGCUUUUAAGAUUUCAUUAUACCCUUUCAAACAGCAUAUUGCCAAUUUCUUCAAUUUGCAGAAACUGUCCUUUAAUGGGCACAGCCCUAGGCUGCAAUCCUAAUCACAUUUACCUGGGAGUAAACUGCAUUGAAUUCAGUAGGAUUUAUUUUUGAAUAGAUAUGCUUAGGAUUGCACUAUUAGUUUGGUUUUGUGAUGCAGAGAUCGAGACAUGGAUUGCAAAUUGACUUAUCGCAUUAGGCCAAAUGCAGGUAAACCUUUUCUCUCCUGGAAUUUUACCUGCUAAACUUGCUGCUCUCGUGUGAUUAAGAACUGGUUACAGUUUAUAUAUUGUCUGUUGCCAUUGUUGUUAUAUCUUAUUGUUUCUUGCCAUUAUUGUUAUAUCUUAGGAGUUUAAAGUAGGCUGAUACUUUUUGUAAACCACUUAGAAACUCUAACAAUUAAGUGGUAUACAAAUGCUUUAACCGAUAAUAAAUACAUAGAUGCUGUGCUUAAAUACUUUAUCUCUUACUUGCAGGCAUAUGACCCAAGGUGUAGAUGUGUCCAGUGUGUUUAUGGAGAUGGUCAAAGCAAGUGCCACAGUGGAUAUUGUUCAGAAAAAACUAGUGUACUUGUAUAUGUGCACAUAUGCUCCUCUGAAGCCCGAUCUGGCUCUUUUAGCUAUCAACACCCUUUGCAAAGACUGCUCAGACCCCAACCCCAUGGUUAGGGGCCUCGCCUUGCGAAGCAUGUGCAGUUUCAGGUAACAAAACUAUAAGUGGAGUGGUGCUGCUUGUUUUGGCCUUCGCUACAGGCACUUAUGGGGAAUAGAACUUGUUUCCUUCAGGAGUGGGAAACCUAUUUCAACCCAACGACCACAUUUCCUUCUGGGAAACUUUCCUGGGGCCACAUGCCCCAGACCAGAAGCAAAAGGAGGCCGAGUAAUGAUUGUUAAUUUUACCUCUGUACAUAGCUUAGUUUCAACACACACAUCCCACUUUCCUAUAUCCAGACAAGCAAGAAGUCUUGUCUGUGUUCAAGGGCACAUUCCAGCCAGGCAGAAACACUUGAGGAUGGUGCAAAGUAGGGCUGCUGAAGGGUGUGGCUGGGGAGAGUCCUUAGGUCCAGAUACAGAGGCCUGUGGGCCUGGGCUUCCUCAUCCCUGUGGCUUAAUGAUAUGAGCCCCUAAGCAUGACCAGUCUUAAGUUUAUGAGCAUAAAUAUGGUCCUCUCACUAGUUCUGGGGUGCAGAUCCAAUGCUUGAUGAAUGGAAAGGAGGUACAUUCCCACACUGCGCUUUGUGUCAUCACGAGGGAGGGGUUCUGCUGCCACAGUUCACUGCUCUGUUUGCCAGGGAUUAGAUGCCACUUUAAUUACAAGGUUUUGUUGGGCUGGUCUAGCUAAAUCAGCUUUGUGGAAUUGUACCGCCAGCUGCAUCUUAUUAAGCAACAAGGGGCUUCAGGAUUAUAAAUGCUUACUAUGCAAUAAAGUGUGGAAAGACAAGGAAUUAACAUGAGAAGUAGUAUUUUGGGGUGACUUCCCCCCCCUCCAGCUGACUGAAGCCAUUUUAAAGUGGUUUGCGCAUAGAACAGAAGUCCAUCUCCUUUUUAAAAAAUGAAAUAUUUUUUAUUCAGUUUUACUCUACACAUUUAAAUUCAAACAUUAGACAUAAUCAUCAACAUUUAGGAUUCCCCAAAUCCUUAAGACUUCCCUCCACCCUUCCAUCGUUUCCAUUUUCAAUCUUUUUCAACUGCAUCUUAUAUUUUCCUCUAUUUUUCUUAAACUAAUCCAUUUUUACCUUAGUUUUUAGUACAUUACAAGCGUUACCCAAAUCCUGCCAAAGUUUUUAGCUGUCAGAAGUCCCAUUUCCUUGUCUUACCUAACUAUUGGAAGCCUGUCGCAAAGCAGCAGUGUCUGUUAAUGUAAUGAAUGGCAGGUUGCAGAGUAACAUAAAAUACACAAACAAGGAUCUAGGAGGAGUCGGAACAUGAUGGCCCUUUAAUAUUCCUAGGAUGCCCAGCAUACAGGAGUAUAUCCAACAGCCAAUCCUGAAUGGUUUGCGAGACAAAGCCUCCUAUGUAAGGAGAGUGGCUGUCCUCGGAUGUGCAAAGAUGCAGAAACUGCAAGGGGACUGCGAAGUGGGUAAAUAUGCAUGCUUAUUUUUCAGUCUAUUUAAUUUUUCCCAGACUCACACAAGAAUAAAAACGGAGUAAUGUCAUUUUGGUGCUGUAAUGCAGAGACCGCAGCAUGACUGCGGUGGCAUAGUUCCACUGAGCCCAAAAGCCCUUGGAGGCGAGAUACCACUUUAAGAAUGUAUUUGCCCUGCUGGUUGGAACUCUCCCUAUCGCCAGUCACUUGGCAGCAGUACUUUGCAAGAAGUUGGCAUGUUAUUGAGAGAGUUGAGUUAUUUUGUUACAUUUGCAUGCACAUAACACCACCGCUGCUUGCAAGAGGCACUCUCCUAGGCAGAUGAUUAUUGCAUUAGAGUUGGGGAAAUUCUCUAACUUCCAUGCUUUUUACAGAUGGCGCACUAGUUAAUGAGCUAUAUAGUCUGCUUCGUGACCAGGAUCCUAUUGUUGUGGUGAAUUGUUUGAGGGCGCUAGAGGAGAUCCUGGCACACGAAGGAGGAGUUGUCAUCAACAAGCCCAUUGCCCACCAUCUUCUCAACAGGUAAGUUCUUCCCCCAAACAGUUUGUGAAGUCCAUUGUGCUUUGCUUGUAGAUUCGCAGAAGUCAACUGCCCAGCAAUUGGUGACAUUGAUAUGUCACUCAGCUCUUGCCCUUCUUUUGCUGUGUGAAGUUGCGGAAAUGUGUAUGAAUUGUGUUGUUGCUGUGCAUUUGUGCUAGUGUGUGUUUUUGUGUGUGAAGUAAGCCACCUUGUGGAUCAUUUAAAAAAGGGCAUAUGUAUUUUACAUAAGGGAAAUGGGUGGUUAAGGGAAAUGGAUGGUUACCUUGCAAAUUCUGAUUCUGCUGAAUAAUACUUGGUUGGCAGUCCAGUUUGGGAAAUAGCAGGUACAGCAUUGAGAACUUGAUGUUGUGGGUCUUGCUAAGAAUGAAUGAUUGGAUAUUAGCUGAGGAGGGGAAAGGCAUUAUUUUGAACCUACAUUUGAAUCUUGGGGGGAUUUUGAGAUGCCGUUUAUAAUCUGAUGCUAGUAAUGUAAUGAUAAAAUAAUUCUAGAAUUUUCCUAUGAAGGUUUUCUUCAAGCAUGUGAGUCAUUACUUUCUUAGGCCCUGCCCCACAGUUUCCUGCACUUAAAUGUGUUGUGCAAGUAUAUGGGUGUGAAACUAACAAGUAUCAGUAUCGAAGGCUACUAAAUCACUCUUACCUUUUUCUUAGUUCAUCUCAUGAGGGCAUAUAGGUAUGGAAUCUUAGUCUUCCGUCCAAUCAUUUUGCCUUCUGAAAAACCAAAUCUUAAUAUUUUGGGUUAAUUAUGUUAUUUCUGUUAAAUAUUUGUGUGGUAUUUUGGGGGGUUUUUUAUAUUGCAAGAGAGUUCUCUGCAGUGGAGAAGGGGUUCUAUGAAUGGAUUCCUUCUCCCACUCACUCUGCUAGGCAAGACCAAUCAGAGUUGAACAUGUGGACGACUGAGCAGAAGAGCCAGCCUUGCCUUCAGUGCCUUCCUACUCAGUUCCAGCAGGCAACACUGGGAUGGAGAUCCCCCUGUUUUUUAUUAGCAGCAGUUAUUUUGGUACCCACCAAACUCUUCAACCUAUUUUACCCUCUCUUCUUUUCAGUUCCCUUUAGGGAAGGAAGAGUAGUUGUCACACCUGCUGCAGAAAACCUCUUGUUCUAAUUAAAACAUAACAAGUAGAUAAGUUGAGACUCCUAUUUUUGCACGCCUAAAUUGUAAAGUAAUGUGGAAGUGCAGAAUUAGUUUUCCAGCAGGUCUCUCAGACUCUGCCUUACAAGUGGUGGGUAAAGAUGCAAAUCUAGGAAAUAAUUGGCCGGCAGAUUAUGGAAGCCAAGCGAAGGUAUUGCAAUUAGCAAUUCCAAUAGCCAGUGUACUGAUUUGGGUUUCUUCUCUUGGUAGGAUGCCUGACCUAGACCAGUGGGGACAGAGUGAAGUGUUGACUUUCCUCUUGCGCUACAAUCCCCGCUCUGAAGAAGAGCUCUUUGACAUCCUUAACUUGCUGGAUGGCUAUCUCAAGAGUAGCAGCUCCAGUGUGGUGAUGGCUGCCACGAAACUUUUCUUAGUGCUGGCCAGAGACUUUCCGCACGUUCAGGAAGAUGUGCUGGUGAGAGUGAAGGGCCCGCUCCUGUCUGCUUGCACCUCUGAGAGUCGGGAACUCUGUUUCACUGCCUUGUGUCAUGUGCGCCAGAUCUUAGACAGCCUCCCCGGCCAUUUCAGUAGCCACUACAAGAAGUUCUUCUGCUCAUAUUCAGAACCGCAUUAUAUCAAGUGCCAGAAAAUGGAGGUUUUGUGCAAGCUGGUGAACGAUGAAAAUGUGCCACAGAUACUGGAGGAACUAAGAGAUUACUGCACUGACGUGUCAGCAGAGCUUGCACAAGGAGCAAUCUUUGCCAUUGGUAAGUGAGCUAGCAGGAUUCCUCCAUGCAAAUAAAUGUUCUCUAAGACUGGGUGACAGAAGGACAUAUGCUUUAUUUGCCAACGCCUUAGAAACUGAGAAAAAGAUUAAGACCCUCAGAAUAGAAAUAAGUGAAACAAUCUGUUCCAUAGUAGUUUCAUGGUUGAAGUCUUGAAGCCAUGUAGUCCAAAAUAACUUGCUGAGGUUUACCAGUGAUUUCAGCAAUGCCGCUGAAAAGACAAACAUUUAUUGCUUCUCUUGAUAAAGUUCAUCUGAGAUUCUUCUGAUAAUACAUGGAAUUGAAUUCUCAACAGUAUACAGGAUAACAUUACUCAUGUUCAAUGAGAACUCAACAGCACAGCCCUGUGCAUAUCUACUCAGAAGCAAGUCAGUGUUCAGUGGAGCUAGUCUGAGGACUGCAGCUUUAUUUAACUUUUUAGUUCUGAUCUAAGUAGUUGGGAAUUUGGGGGAUUAGACACAACAUUCAAGUCAAGGCUCAACUUGUUGGAAUUUGCCCCAUUGCUAACAGCAGCAUUUCUCUGGCCUGUAGGGGAUGUGUUAUUCUUCUGAAUUUUUAAAAUUCUUGGCAAUAACCCAAUUUAGUGGUAUCAGCUUCCUCCUUCUAAGUAUUUAUGCCCAGAAGUUCUUUGCUGAGUUUCCUGCAUUUCAGUUUUAUUCAGUCUUCUCCCUUUCUUGCUUUUCUGUUUAUGGCCAGGCUACUCUGUCCCUUCUUGGCUGCAAUAGAAACUCUGCCCAGGGAGCAGCCAAACUUAACAGUGGUGGGCCACCAACAUCCACAGUUCUGCCACUCACGCCUGGAAAAGGGGUGGGGUAGGCAAACAAUUUUCUUUAGCAACUGAGCUGGUGCAACGAUCAGGCCUGACUUGGGAUUGAUGAUGCCAUUGUGUGAGAGAAACAGGGCCAGCUCAGAUACAGUGGAUUUUGUACCCGCUCAUUCUGCCCUGGCCCCAGAGAUUAGCAGACCUGGCUAGAGGGACACCUCUGCCAAUCAAACCGUCUCGCCCACAUGUCCAGCAUAAAGGCGAUUUGGAUUGCAGUGUUAAUCUAUGAAAAACAGCUUGUUCCCAUUUCUUUGAGAUGGUCUCUAACAACCUGCUUGUGCCUCUUUUAUUGAAUUGUUUUUCUUGUUCGUUGCGCACUCUGAUCUUGGAGCUGACUCACUUGUGCUUAUGUUGUCAUAUUUCUGUAUUAAGACAGGUAUUUAGAAAUACCAGAACUUCUUGGUGAUUCAUUAAGUUAAGAAAAUGCUUACGACCCCCCCCCCAAAAAGAGUCUUUGCCUUUUUUGUCUCCUAGAAAUCUAGGUCCAGCCCCUCUAAAGAAUAUACUUCCAAUAUAUCUACAUACAAGCCUUAUUUUUUAGAAACAUCUCGUUAGCAAAAAAAAUGAAAUGAAAAGUGUUCUCUCCUUGAUAAAUUGAUAUUUGGGAUAUGUGAAAUUAUUCUGUAUGGUGCUACAAAAGAGUUGGAACACAUUGGAUCCCAUUCAUGAUAGUAGUACUGUUUUUUUAUUUCCUUUCCCCCCCUUUUAUUUGUUUAUUAAAGAUUUUGUUGAUUUACAAAAGUGAUAGUAGUACUGUUGAUCCAUUCCAGGCAGGGAGAUAGAGCUUCAUUCAGUGCUAGUCUAUACAUCACCGGUGGGGGUACUAAUGGUACUAGUUUGGGCUACUGAGUCUGAAUAGCCGGCUACUUUGUUUGGGCACAACAGUGUUCCAGGGACACUUCCCAUCUUCCUGGCUGAGUGCUCAAUCACCAAACUGAAAACAAGGGCAGCUUGGGUUUGAGAAGUAAUUUUGACUGAAGAAAGAAAGCUGCUUCUUGCUCCAUCUCAACUCUCAUAGAGGGAAUAUGUUGCAGUGGUGCUACUUGGAUAAAAGCUUAAGUUGAAGCUGCCUAACCAAAGCUUGGGUUGUUUUGUGGACUUUACAGGUAACAUUGCAAGGACCUACACCGAGCAGUGUGUGAGGAUCCUAACAGAACUCCUUGAGCUGAAGCAGGAACAUAUAACUUCAGGUAACUAUCUCCACCCUUCUGAUUGAGAUUUGGUUUCCGCCUUACCAUUCGGUGGUCUACAGAACACAACUGUGCUAUCUCCAUUGCAGUUUAUAUCACUGUAGCAUUCCUUACUUGUGCCUCUUUCAUGUGAUCACUCUUUGCUUCCUUUUCUUCAAAUUAUCACCUGCUUACAGAUGCUGGAUCGAUUAGACUUCAGCCCACAUUGGCAUGCUUGUAAACUGGAAAACAGUGUUUGCUGUAUCUGGGUUGUGUGAAGAAUUGUUUGCUUGAAACAAAUACCCCAAACCAUGCAGAUGAAACAUGAAAGUGUUCGUAAAGCUAGAGCAGAAUGCUAUGGCCAGGAUAAUUUCCGUACACCAGUGUUGUAGAUUUGUAAAGAUUUUGUUUUUCUGGCUAAAAUGUUUGUAAAAGUUGGAAAUUAUAUAUAUAUAUAUAUAUAUAUAUAUAUAUAUAUAUAUAUAUAUAGUUUACAGCAGGUGUUUCUAAGUUGUAACAGAGAUGGUGCCUGCUGUAUCUCUGUUGGCAGAGCAUUCCAGAAGACUGAUGAUGCUAAAGGCUUGGUUUCUUGCUGUCAAAUGCGCCUUGCCAACUCAAGGAACUUCGGCUCCCAUUACAUGUCAAAGAAAUCAACAACUAUAUGACUUUCCAUAGACAUCUGAAGGCAGCCCUGUAAUGGGAAGUUCUUAAUGUGUUUUUAUUUUCUGAUGGAAGCUGCCCAGAGUGGCUGGGGCAACCUAGUCAGAUGGGUGGGGUACAAGUAAUAAAUUGUUGUUGUUAUCUGAGUGUGUAUUAAUCUUGCUUGCUAUGGUUUUGUGUUUAACUGUUUCCUUCUGGUUUUUAAUGUCUGUUUUUUAAGUAUUGAAAUUGUUACUUUUGCGAACUGCCUUGGAGACCUCUGUUUGGGCCAAAAGCUCAUAUAAAUUGUUCUCAUAAAUAUUUUCCCCCCCCACAUUGUAGCUGUAGUUCAGGUGUUCCGGGACCUGGUGUGGUUGUGUCCGCAGUGUAUAGAGAAUGUGUCCCAGGCUUUGGGUGGCUGUGAGGAGACCAUCCAGGACAGUGAGGUAAGGGGAGUGUCUUUUUGUGUAUGGCAGAGAAUGGUACUGAUGGAAUGACUCAGUUGAGGGCCUGUUAGAGUCUUACAUGAGCCAAGAGAGUUGUGAAAUGCAACUUGGAAUCUAGAAUUGUCCAUGAAAACCCCUUAAGAUUAUGCUAUUGGGAAAUCCAAGUUCUAAUUUCAAAACAUUCUGGGAUCGUAUCAGCCUGCCUUCUGUCUUGUAGGAGGUCUGCACUAUGUCUUCCUUCUUAGGUGAACUGUGUAUAUGUGGUCUAUUUGCAAAAAAACUAUGGCGCUUCAACUUGUAUUGUGCUCCAGAAAUGUAAGGUGAGCUGCUCCUGUACAGGAAUGUUUCCAUGUUUCUCUUCUUUUCCGGUUCGGUCAAGGUAGGGCUCCUGAUCAAACCAUUCUAGAGUUAUGCAUUGAUAUGAAAGCAAAGGACCAAAAGGGGUAUCCUUCCAUCUUUUGUUAAAGUGAGAAAGCAGGGAGGAAAAUCUUUAGCAUUUGGCUAACUCAGAAGCUGUUGGCACAGCUAGGUGUGCAGGAGCAGGCAGGCAAGACAAACGCUUUAUUGAUUCAGUAGUGUGUAAACUUAAACUGGGUGAAGGGGUAACCAUAGGACAGAGUUGCAUUUUGCAACGUGGAUACACUUUCAGAAUCUUCAAAUCAAAAGGGCUUCAGUAUAUGGGAUUUGAAUUACUGGGUGAGGCAGCCUCUGAACCCGCUUCACUCUGCAGGGAUCUGCUCAACCCACCACUCUCUGUGACGGUCUGUGAACACUUAUGCCACUAGCUCUUGGUGGUAUAAGUAAGGGGUUCUAAGUGAGAUAGUGUGGCCCUGUCUGUGAAGUAUUCUGGUUUUUUCUCAGGGCAAGCAAGCACUGAUCUGGCUGCUGGGCGUACAUGGAGAGAGAGUCCCCAGUGCCCCCUAUAUUUUGGAGGAUUUUGUAGAGAAUGUGAAAUCAGAGACCUUCUCGGUUGUGAAGCUGGAACUGCUAACAGCUUUGGUGCGGCUCUUCAUAAGACGUCCAGCUGAGUGCCAGGACAUGUUGGGUCGAUUGCUCUAUUACUGCAUAGGUAAGUACAAGCCUUCCAAGAUGUCUGCUGUAUUAUGAAAUAGGCCAAUGCAUCUCACGUGAGGAUGAGAUGUACAGAGAAUUGUCUGACAAACUCUGUAGUUCUUUAAAAAUGCAUAGAUUUCAGUGUUAGACUGGUGUAUGUUGAAUCAUUUCUUUCCUUGCUUCCCUUACUGCCAGUAUCUUAUACCCAGAGGUGGUAAGGGGAAUCGCACACUGUAUAGAGUCAGAGGUCUAUGCAGCCCUUUGGCAUGGAAUCACUAGGGGCUGUGAUGAAUAAAAAGUCUGUGUCGUGGUGAGCAAUAAAAAUAAAACAGCGCAUCUUUAUUUCAUCCAGAGGAGGAGAGAGACAUGGCAGUUCGGGAUCGUGCUCUCUUCUACUAUCGUCUUUUGCAAGCUGGCAUGGAGGAUGCGAAAGGGAUCCUUUGCAGCCCUACAUCUGAUCACUCUCUGAGGUUCUUGGAAGGGCAGGCUGAAGGCUCUGUGAAUGCGUGGGCCUCUGACUUUAACUCACUAGUGCCUAUAUAUGGCAAAGAGCAAUGGGCAGCCAUGACAGCCAGCCGGGUUACUGGCCUUCCCCAUGCAGAUUCUCCCUCUGAAGAUCCCACAAUGGUGGAUGAAGGUAAUGGAUUCAAUUGGCCAUUUCUCUGGGCCAUUUCUCUGUUUUCCUGAAUUAAAACCAGACCCUCCGUUGAAUGAUGAUGCUUUAGGCAUCUGACACUGCUUGCUUGAUGCUUUUCUUUUGGCCUGCUCAGUAUGGACUGUGAAGUGUCUUACAGUUCUGAUGUUCAUGCUGGGAUGUAAAGUGAUCUGUGCUGCCUAACUCUGGCUUUUGUUUCCUCUUUUUUUCAGAGCCCCUGAUACCAGAAAAGGAAGAGGAGGUUCCUUCUGUCGACACCAGUUCGAGCAGCCUGAUUCUCAGACCAAGCAUGUGCAUGACUGCCGAGCAGUUUGAGAGGACAUGGCUAAACCUGGGUUUGGGCUGCCAGCAAGCUGUUCCCUGGCAGGAAACUGUGCAGCCAGACACUGUACAGGCCGCACUUCAGGUUGUCCAUAUCCAGACUAUUGCUAUGAGCAAGGCUGGGUCACCGCUGUGGAAGGCCUACCUCGUUGCCCAGGAUGAUACAGGCUGCCUUUUCCUGACAGAGCUACUACUUGAAGUGGGGGCUGCAGAGAUGCAAAUGUUGGUGAAGCAGAGUGAAAACAAGCCAGAGGCACUGCAGGCCUUCAUCUCAGUCUUGAAGACUGUGUUGGGAACAGUGGCAGGAUUGACGUCCUGA